AUGGAGAAGACAGAGAUAUCUUUCAAAAGCUAUCUCCAGAUGGCCUACAACGAGAUUGGCCUGACUUCGGAAACUGAUCUCGGUGCGAUCCAGGCGUUGACUGGCACUUUACAAUCCGACAACGAAAAUCUUCUUCUCGUGUACGCGGGCUCGUUUAAUCCUCCACACCGGGGCCACAUUAAUGCUCUUCUAUCGGGCCUAAGACCAGAGGUAGCGGCAGUUGCCAUCAUCAUCCUCCCCAGUGAAGACUGGCACUUGAGGAACAAAAUAUCGAAAAACUGUCCCGAAUUCUUCCUUCCACAAAUCCGAAGAGCGGAGCUUUGGGGUGCCAUUUCUUCAGUAACGAAAGAGAGAGUGUGGGUGUGGACUGCCACCUGGUAUCCCUUCAAGCCAGUCACCGAGGCUUUACUUCGGUUGACAAGCGCAGACGGAUUCAAGUUGUCGAUUGCUCGAUUGGUUGGUCCGGAUAACUUGGAUAUCGAAGAUCCUUUAAACAUCAUGCCAAUUGCAUUUCCUGGCGCUAUGUUCACCAACAGAGCCAGGCAUAUCGCUUCUCACUUUCUUUCAAAUGGGCAGCCGGUGGUGUGGAACGGAUUCGGAGAAUGGUCACGCACUACGCGUAGUUAUGGCGACAGUGACGGAGAAGUUGGUGAAGCCGGGGUCGUGCUGUGGACAUGCACAGGUACUAGUGACAGUGAUCCUCCAAAGCGGGGUUACUACCUAAAAUACUCGAAGCCUGUUACUGAAGACAUCAGCUCAACAAAGUUGCGGCAGACAUUGAUCCGAGAUCACAAUCUGGAUGAAGAGACUCUCAGUAAGCUAAGUCUCUCGGCUCUUUUGGAGCUUUUGGAACCAGUUCUACGAGAAAAUUGA
Messenger RNA from Aaosphaeria arxii CBS 175.79, 873 nucleotides. RefSeq lists its product as uncharacterized. The record is from RefSeq and is a predicted model, not a curated record. The transcript has 2 exons. Bases 1 to 873 code for a protein of 290 amino acids. Lineage: Eukaryota; Fungi; Ascomycota; Dothideomycetes; Pleosporales.